Molecule: messenger RNA, 357 nt
Organism: Penicillium verhagenii
Lineage: Eukaryota; Fungi; Ascomycota; Eurotiomycetes; Eurotiales; Aspergillaceae
Product: cytochrome c oxidase VIIc family protein
Exons: 3
Coding region: 1-357 (118 amino acids)
Biological process (GO): mitochondrial electron transport, cytochrome c to oxygen
Source: RefSeq, a predicted model, not a curated record
AUGUCUAUCCUGGCUCCGUCCGUCCAAUUCCGAUCGUUCAUUCCCUCCCCUUUGUACCACAAGGUAGGUGAUACUGGGUCCUACAACCUCAUCCGCCACAGCAACAAUCUCACACUAUCUCAGAUGUACGCCUCCUCCGCUAUCCGGGCCCGUCUGGCCACCGUUGCUGCCCGUCGUGGUUUCUCCACCACCCGCACUCAGUUCGGCAGCCCCUACCACUACGCUGAGGGCCCUCGCACCAACAUUCCCUUCAACCCUCUGACCAAGCACUUCUUCUGGCGCUACUGGACCUUCAUGGCUGUUGGUUUCGGCUCCCCCUUCGCCAUUGCCGUCUGGCAAACCUACAAGACCAAAUAA